AUUUGGAUAUCAAAACAUCAGGGACUGGCUGCAUGAAGAUACAGAAAAUAGAGUGUGAUAACUGCAAAAUAGAAACGGAGAAGGGGACUAGUGUCCUGCAGUCAAUAAAGAGCCAUAAAAUCGAUAUACGAACAAAUGGUGGCAAAGUAAUUGGUCUUGGAACACUUUAUGGAAAUACAGAUAUUCGUGCAACAGAGAAGGGUAGUGUGAAUAUAGAGAAGCUGCAGGGGACAUCCAUCAACAUAUCUACUGAGGAUGGGCUGCUGAAAACUAAGUAUCUUUAUGCAGAAUCAUCAUCUCUGUCUUCAGUAGCUGGUGAUAUUCUGCUGGGAAGUAUUCAUGGUAACACCAGCCUUCAGACCAAAACAGGCAGUAUCACAGUAGAUUCAUCAGAUGGAAGUCUAAAAGCUUCUACACAUCAUGGGGCAAUAGAUGUUUAUGUCAGUCAAUUAAGAAAAGUGGAUCUGAAAUCCGAGAAAGGAUGUAUUACAGUCAAGGUGCCUGCCUCUCUCAAAGCCUAUUUACAGUUGUCUGGAAGAAAAGUGGAUGUGAGCUCAGAGAUCCAGUUAAAAGAAACACAGAGUGCCUAUGAAGAUGAUCACGUAACUAUAAGUGGUCACAUGAAUCAAAGGAAUGAAACAGACAAAUGGAUUAAGGCUGACACACAAAAUGGCAAAGUGUCUCUUAAAAGCCAAAGCUGGAUCCAGUCUGUCAAGCUGAAGAGUUCUUAAAGGUGAAAUAGGCCAAAGAGAUUAAAUCAAGAAAUAGGAAAGGGACAUUUCUGUAAAAUUACUGAAACUUUGUCGAUGUAUAUUCUUAAUAUAAGAGAGAAACUAUAUUAAAAAUGAGGGUGUUUUAACAGAAGAUUUGCCUAUCACAGUGUCUAGUGUUUAACAUGUCUGGUUUAUUUUUAGUGCCUUUUAGGAAUGACAAGAUCUUACAUACUCUGAAUUUGUAUAACUUGGCCCACUUACCAUGUCAGUUUAAAAGGUGGCAAUUUUCAAAUAGAGGUUUGGAGUCAUAAUUUAAAAAU
Chaetura pelagica (chimney swift) is the source of this 1033-nucleotide messenger RNA. RefSeq names its product family with sequence similarity 185, member A (gene FAM185A). The transcript has 7 exons. Lineage: Eukaryota; Metazoa; Chordata; Aves; Apodiformes; Apodidae. The coding region runs from base 33 to 731 and encodes 232 amino acids. The record is from RefSeq and is a predicted model, not a curated record.